Dermacentor andersoni is the source of this 1914-nucleotide messenger RNA. RefSeq lists its product as uncharacterized. The record is from RefSeq and is a predicted model, not a curated record. Gene Ontology annotation, biological process: actomyosin structure organization; actin filament organization. Gene Ontology annotation, cellular component: actin cytoskeleton. Lineage: Eukaryota; Metazoa; Arthropoda; Arachnida; Ixodida; Ixodidae. Gene Ontology annotation, molecular function: actin filament binding.
CGCAGGCACCUUGGCCGCAGCGCAUCCCAACACUGUGCCCAGUCGGAGUCCAGUGCUCGCCCCGAACGCACCGAGGAACAACCUUUCGCUUAGCGCACGCUACCAACACACAACACACAAGCCAUGGCUAACCGCGGACCCGCCUACGGACUCAGCGCCCAAGUCCAGAACAAGAUCGCUGGCAAGCGUGACCCAGCUCUGGAGGAGAGCAUCAUGCAGUGGAUGAGCGCCAUCCUUGGUCAGCCCCUGCCCAACGGUGACUUCGGAGACAUCCUCCGCGACGGCGUUGUCCUCUGCAACCUGAUGAACAAGCUGAUGCCCGGUUGCAUCCCCAAGAUCAACACCUCCGGCGGACAGUUCAAGCUUAUGGAGAACAUCACCCACUUCCAGAACGCCGCCAAGGCCUGGGGCGUGCCCGAAAUCGACGUCUUCCAGACCGUUGACCUGUGGGAGAAGAGGAACAUCCCCCAGGUUGCACAGUGCCUGAUGGCCGUUGGCCGCGCUUGCUACAUGCACCCCGAGUACCGGGGACCCUGCCUCGGACCCAAGCCCGCCGAGGAGCAGAAGCGCGAAUGGACGCAGGAGCAGCUGCGUGCCGGCGAAGGCAUCAUCAACCUGCAGUACGGCUCCAACAAGGGCGCCACCCAGAGCGGCCAGAACUUCGGCAACACCCGGCACAUGGCACGCUCUCGGGCGCUUGCAGCGGCAUCCGCCGCCACCGCGGUAGCCUCCGGGGGUUUCAGGAGCCCUGGACGGCGGUGGGUCUUAGUCGUGGUCUGCCCCGGCUCUUCACUGCCGUCACCGUCUACCCACCACUGUGGUCAAUUGCCCCUCGCGCUUUCCUUGCCUCGGCUGCUGCUGCUGCUGCUGCCCAGUGUGGUCGUCAUGGCUUACCGAGGUCCGGCGUACGGUCUUAGCGCGCAGAUCGCAAGCAAGAUUGCAUCGAAGCGCGAUCCCGAACUGGAAUCUCAGAUCUUGGACUGGAUCGAAGAGGUGCUUGAACAGCGGCUACCCCAGGCACCAUACGAAGAAGUGCUUCGGGAUGGCGUCGUACUAUGCAAGCUUAUGAACGCCCUGAACCCGGGCAGCAUUCCAAAGAUCAACACCACUGGCGGCCAGUUCAAGAAGAUGGAGAACAUCGUGAUGUUCCAGAAUGCGGCCAAGAACUGGGGCGUGCCUGAUGUCGACGUCUUCCAGACUGUUGACCUCUGGGAGCGGAGGAACAUCCCGCAGGUCUCGCAGUGCAUUCUAGCACUGGGACGAGCGUGCUACCUGCAUCCGGAGUACCAGGGACCUUGCCUGGGACCCAAGCCGGCCGAGGAGAACAAAAGGCACUUCAGCGAACAGCAGCUGAGGGCAGGAGAAGGCAUCAUCAACCUCCAGUACGGCACAAACAAGGGCGCCAACGCAAGCGGCAUCAACUUCGGCAACACGAGACACAUGUAACGCCGCUCCCGCGACAUCGAAGAAAGAGGAAGAUCGUCGCACUUUCUUUCACUCAGCAGUUCGCCUCGACUUUACAGAAACGGGCGAUUGCAUCGGCGUUCACCAUAGCCUGUUUUCGCUCUGUCGUAUAACGAUGUCAUCGCAACCCAAUUAUUGACCGAUCGCAGGCCACCAAGUGAUCAGAAGCACGUUCAUAAUGUUCAACGUGCCGUACAAAAUUUAUUACUGAGUAACGUCUCACUCAAGUGUAGGCGCGUGGGGUAAAAUCGGUGACUUUCGAGGAACUGAGAAAGAAACGAACACAAAUAGUCUCUUUUUUCUUUUCUUCUACUAUCGUGAAACGUAACCAAAUGUAGCCAAAGACUUCAUCAUACUUCAUAUGAGUGCAGUGCAGAAAAUAAUAUUGAAAAAAGCGGCACUAACAUACGCAAAUGUAGCUCGAAAUAAAGGUGGCUCAUUGUAACGACA